Penicillium cosmopolitanum is the source of this 378-nucleotide messenger RNA. RefSeq lists its product as uncharacterized. NCBI's taxonomy places the organism in Eukaryota, Fungi, Ascomycota, Eurotiomycetes, Eurotiales, Aspergillaceae. The transcript is spliced from 4 exons. Bases 1 to 378 code for a protein of 125 amino acids. Gene Ontology annotation, molecular function: protein binding. The record is from RefSeq and is a predicted model, not a curated record.
AUGCAUAGAGUAGUGAUUAUGGCUGCUUCAAUAGGAGGCCAUCAGGAGACUGUCAAACUACUCCUAGACCAGGGAGCUAAUAUUAAUAUACAGGGCAGCUUCUUUAAUCAGGGAGCAGAUGUUAAUAUACUAAAUGGUAUCUAUAGCAAUGCUCUCCAGGCUGCUUUAAUAGGAGACCAGGGAGCAGGUAUCAAUGAGCAGGGCAGGCUCUUUGUCAAUACUCUCCAGGCUGCCUCAUCAGGGGGCUAUCAGAAGAUUGUCAAAUUCCGUCAGAAAAGUAGUGCCAUUACAUCGUCUUCAAAGCGGUCCGGCUCUACGUCCCCAGGAAAUCCUUUGAAGAGACUCCAUAAGAUAGAGUCUGAAUCUUCUGAUUUCUAA